Messenger RNA from Neurospora hispaniola, 252 nucleotides. RefSeq lists its product as uncharacterized. Bases 1 to 252 code for a protein of 83 amino acids. The transcript has 2 exons. Lineage: Eukaryota; Fungi; Ascomycota; Sordariomycetes; Sordariales; Sordariaceae. The record is from RefSeq and is a predicted model, not a curated record.
AUGUCAUGGUUGAUGCUCACCAAAGAAACCAUCGCAAUGAGCACCAACCAGCCCGGAUUCACCAUCUCCAUAAUCCCACACAACAUUGCAUCGAGCUACCACGUCACCAUGACCGAAACCGUCACCGGAACCGUCAUCAUCACGAUGACUCCCGUUAUCCAGCCGUACAACACUCUUCACCCCACACCUCCUCACACCGGCGCCGGCGCAGGUAUCGAGGAUUCCGACAACCACAUCUCAGAGGCGGAGUAG